GGUCAAGCGUAUAUGAUUCUUCAUAUGUAUUUCCCCUUCUGCAUUCGUAAAUAUUUUUUCUGCGGUGGCAGCACGACAACGAACUAUAAAGACUACAAGUAAAGAACGAACAGUGACGAUUGGCGGCAACCACGUCGUUCAGCUACCUAUUAUAUUAUAUUUAUUAAAUAUUUUUUUCUCAAGUGGUCAGUGACCAAACACAAAGUUAUUUGAGUUGAGUUCAAAAAAUCAUAAAUUGCUCUACAUCCUCAAGCGUACUUUGAAAGACGUUAGAAGUUAGCCUUCUAUACCAGUGUGUAUAAAGGUUGCUUCAUAACGGGUUAGAUAUUAAGUUUUGAGAUUGUUCAUAUCUUAAUUUUAUUUUCUAAACGACAAAAAUAUAAUACUAACCUACGUUAUGAAGUUGUUUAACGUUUUUGUACUUGCAUUGUCAUGCAUUGGCAUUUGUUCAUCUGACAGCUUCAAAUGCACUACAAAACCUGCCAAAAUUCCAAAAGAAUGGCGAGACAUGGUCGUUCCAUGUAUCAAAAUCCUUGAGGCACAAGUAAAAGUUGAGAUACAAGCAGCGAUGACAUAUCUUGCCAUGGGUGCACAUUUUGCACGUGAUACGGUCAAUCGUCCAGGAUUCAGCAUGUUUUUCAUUAAAAGUGCAAAUGAGGAACGCAUGCACGCAAUAAAGGUCAUUGAAUAUUUGCUUAUGCGCGGACAAUUGACGAGUGAUGUGAGCAAUCUUCUUAAGUUCCCACUGCCAUCUAUUGGGACACAAUGGGAAAACGGUGUGCAUGCUCUCACUGAUGCUCUUCAACUAGAAACACAAGUAACUAGAAAUAUUCGUGAGAUUAUCGAAACUUGCGAAACGCCAAAGGACAUUCCAUUCAACGAUUAUCAUUUGGUAGAUUACUUGACUGGUGAAUUUCUAGAAGAACAGUACACAGGCCAAAGAGAUCUUGCAGGAAAGAUCUCAACAUUGGGUAAAAUGAUGGAGUCGCAUGGACCUUUAGGAGAGUUCUUAUAUGACAAAAAACUCCUAAAUGGAGAAAUAUAAAAGAGCUGUUUCAAUGCUAAUAUUAUAUCUAAAAUUAUUCCAUAUAA
Molecule: messenger RNA, 1092 nt
Organism: Ceratosolen solmsi marchali
Lineage: Eukaryota; Metazoa; Arthropoda; Insecta; Hymenoptera; Agaonidae
Product: Ferritin 1 heavy chain homologue
Exons: 4
Coding region: 398-1045 (215 amino acids)
Biological process (GO): iron ion transport; intracellular iron ion homeostasis
Cellular component (GO): cytoplasm
Molecular function (GO): ferric iron binding; ferrous iron binding
Source: RefSeq, a predicted model, not a curated record